This is a messenger RNA of Arabidopsis lyrata subsp. lyrata, 2004 nucleotides long. RefSeq names its product pentatricopeptide repeat-containing protein At1g80150, mitochondrial. The coding region runs from base 326 to 1519 and encodes 397 amino acids. The transcript has 2 exons. Gene Ontology annotation, cellular component: chloroplast. The record is from RefSeq and is a predicted model, not a curated record. Lineage: Eukaryota; Viridiplantae; Streptophyta; Magnoliopsida; Brassicales; Brassicaceae. Gene Ontology annotation, molecular function: protein binding.
UUAGCCUCCUGGUAAUCUCCAUCUCAGAUCGCAAUUUCUCCCUUUUCCGGUAUACCGAUCUGAGCUUAAGUUCGGCUGUGUUAUUAAAUUCGCCGUCGGAGGGAUAUGGCUGUUGUUGAAUCGCAUAGGGUUUUGGGUUGUUGUCGAUUUAGGUAAAUGGAUGUCGAGGGUUUGCUCAACUCUUCGCUCUCGUUCUCAUUGAAGCUGGUUUUAUAGAUCUCACAAAUUGCAAAGAUUGGAGAUUUUGGGGGAUUUGAAUAAAAGCAGCUACAUGUUAUCGGGUUCACUAUACGGGUAUGUUUAGGCUCGAGGGAGGCCCUGGAUCAUGCUAUCUCUGCGACUCAUUCGCAGAUUCUGCCAUUUUUCUUCCUCUGCAGCCACUGGUAUUGCAUAUGUUUCAACUGACUCCAAUCAGAUCCAGGGUUUGAAACCGCUUGAGGAGCCUGCCCUUGUCAAGCUUAAAUCUGAGCGAGAUCCCGAGAAGCUAUUCAAGCUUUUUCAAGCUAAUGCCACUAACCGUUUGGUGAUUGAAAAUCGAUUUGCUUUUGAAGACACGGUUUCUAGAUUAGCUGGGGCAGGUCGGCUUGAUUUCAUUGAGGAUCUGCUUGAGCAUCAGAAGACACUUCCACAAGGUAGACGCGAAGGUUUCAUUGUUAGGAUUAUAAUGCUGUAUGGCAAGGCUGGGAUGACGAAGCAAGCACUUGAUACUUUCUACAAUAUGGAUUUAUACGGUUGCAAAAGAUCUGUUAAGUCCUUCAAUGCCGCUCUUCAAGUCCUAUCUUUCAAACCUGAUCUCCACACCAUCCGGGAGUUCCUUCAUGACGCUCCUGCAAAGUAUCGCAUUGAUAUUGAUGCAGUUUCUUUUAACAUUGCCAUUAAAUCUUUCUGUGAGCUCGGUAUUCUUGACGGGGCGUAUAUGGCAAUGAGGGAGAUGGAGAAAUCAGGGUUAAAACCAGAUGUAGUCACAUAUACUACGCUUAUAUCGGCGUUUUACAAGCACGAGAGGUGUGUGAUUGGAAACGGAUUGUGGAACCUUAUGGUCCUCAAGGGCUGUAGGCCUAAUCUCACCACUUUUAAUGUUAGGAUUCAGUUUUUAGUCAAUAGGAGACGAGCUUGGGAUGCAAAUGAUCUGUUGCUGUUGAUGCCAAAACUCCAGGUGGAACCGGACAGCAUAACAUAUAACAUGGUUAUCAAAGGGUUUUUCCUUGCGAGGUUCCCUCACAUGGCGGAAAGGGUUUAUACAGCGAUGCAUGGUAAGGGGUACAAACCCAAUGUGAAGAUAUACCAGACGAUGAUUCACUAUUUGUGCAAGGCAGGAAAUUUUGAUUUGGCUUAUACAAUGUGCAAGGAUUGUAUGAGAAAGAAGUGGUACCCAAACUUGGACACAGUUGAGAUGUUGCUCAAAGGGCUUGUGAAAAAGGACCAGCUUGAUCAGGCUAAGUCGAUCAUGGGGUUAGUUCACAAACGAGUACCUCCUUUCAGGUCAAAACAGUUGCUCUCCCUUAAGUCCAUUUUGUAAUGUUUACACGACAAUGCGGCCAAAAGGAUUCUUUCUUUCUUUCUUUCUCCUGAGUUUCUUUUGUAUAGCUGUGGUGGAACUGGAAAUGGGAAGUAGCCCCAUAUUAGAAGGGCACAGUUAUCUUCUAAACAGAUUCAACUAUUUGUUGUUCCAUGUGAAUAAAGCUUAGGAUGAUUUGGGAACUUCAAUGGUGGAUACUCACUCGAGAGCAAAAUGGCAUACACAAAGUAGUGGUGACCAUGUUCUGAAGAAUCCGAUAGAAUCAUUGUCUGGUGAUGCAAGCAAUGAGCCCUGGAAAAGUCAGUUAUGUUUUAAAUGUUUUUUCAGGCCAAAUUAAAAGCAUUAAGCAUAAGCAAAGGCGAUAUCACCGUUGAUAGGUUUUCUUGAUAUAGCACGAAUGUAAACAACAGAGAACAGAAACAACAAGUAAUGAAUAUUUUUUUUAAUUUAUUUGUCGAAUAAAUACAUUUAAUUUGGUUGUCGAA